This is a messenger RNA of Equus quagga, 3014 nucleotides long. It is a transcript of the gene SCYL3, whose product is annotated as SCY1 like pseudokinase 3. Gene Ontology annotation, molecular function: ATP binding; protein kinase activity. Gene Ontology annotation, biological process: protein phosphorylation. The transcript is spliced from 13 exons. Lineage: Eukaryota; Metazoa; Chordata; Mammalia; Perissodactyla; Equidae. Bases 302 to 2368 code for a protein of 688 amino acids. The record is from RefSeq and is a predicted model, not a curated record.
CCUGAGGAGCGCUGUGUGGCCGCUCUAGCUCGGUUCCGGGUUCGUUCCUCUCAGUGGUGGCGUCGGAGGGCUGGAGGCUGCUGUUCUGUCCGGUUUCCGCACCUGUCUCUAUGGUGUCAGAGGGACCAGACCUCGGAAGACUGUGGGUGUAGUGGCCAGAGCCUCACGGGGGAGGCGAGGGUGGCUGGUGUCAACAGGGGGCGAAGAGGGGACCGGAGCCAAGACCCCCGGCUGCCACCCGCCGCCCUCCCGCAGGUCUGCUUGGCUUUGCGGAGGGGCUGCAGCACUGCCUCUGUAAGGGAUGGGGUCAGAGAACAGCGCUCUGAAGAGCUGUGCGCUGAAGGAACCGCCGUUCACCUUACCCUCCGGACUUGCUGUUUACCCCGCGGUGCUGCAGGAUGGCAAAUGUGCUUCAGUUUUCGUGUAUAAGAGAGAAAACGAAGACAAGGUUAAUAAAGCUGCUAAGCACUUGAAGACGCUUCGUCACCCUUGCUUGCUAAGAUUUUUAUCUUGCACUGUGGAAGCAGAUGGCAUUCAUCUUGUCACUGAGCGUGUUCAGCCUCUGGAAGUGGCUUUGGAGGCGUUGUCUUCUGCGGAAGUCUGUGCUGGGAUCUAUGACAUCUUGCUGGCUCUUAUCUUCCUUCAUGACAGAGGCCACCUGACACACAACAAUGUCUGCUUGUCAUCUGUGUUUGUGAGCGAAGAUGGGCACUGGAAGCUGGGAGGAAUGGAGACAGUAUGUGCAGUUCCUCAGGCCACGCCAGAGUUUCUGAGGAGUAUUCAGUCAGUGAGAGACCCAGCGUGCAUCCCUCCUGAAGAGAUGUCUCCAGAAUUCACAACUCUGCCAGAGUCACAUGGACAUGCCCGGGAUGCCUAUUCAUUUGGGACAUUGGUGGAAAGUUUGCUCACAAUCUUAAGUGAACAGGUUUCAGCGGAUGUUCUCUCCAGCUUCCAACAGACCUUGCACUCAACUUUGCUGAAUCCCAUUCCAAAGUGUCGGCCAGCGCUCUGCACCCUCCUGUCCCAUGACUUCUUCAGGAAUGAUUUUCUAGAAGUUGUGAAUUUCUUGAAAAGUUUAACAUUGAAGAGUGAAGAGGAAAAAACUGAAUUCUUCAAAUUUCUGCUGGACAGGGUCCGCUGCUUGUCAGAGGAGUUAAUAGCUUCACGGCUGGUGCCUCUCCUGCUCAAUCAGUUGGUGUUUGCAGAGCCAGUAGCUGUGAAGAGUUUUCUUCCUCAUCUGCUUGGCCCCAAAAGAGACCAUGCACAGGGAGAGAACCCUUGCCUGCUCUCGCCAGCCCUGUUCCAGUCGCGGGUGAUCCCCGUGCUGCUCCAGCUGUUUGAGGUACACGAGGAGCACGUGCGGAUGGUGCUGCUGUCUCACCUCGAGGCCUAUGUGGAGCACUUCACUCAGGAGCAGCUGAGGAAAGUCAUCUUGCCACAGGUAUUACUGGGCCUGCGUGAUACCAGUGAUUCCAUUGUGGCAAUUACUCUUCACAGCCUAGCAGUGCUGGUCUCUCUGCUUGGACCAGAAGUGGUUGUAGGAGGAGAAAGAACCAAGAUCUUCAAACGCACUGCCCCAAGUUUUACUAAAACUGUUGACCUUUCUCCAGAAGGUGAUCAAUUUUCUCAGCCUAUUAAAUUUCCCAUGAAUGGAAUCUCAGAUGUGAAAAUUACCUCAGGAGACAGUGAACACUUCCCAUCAAGUUCUAAAAAGUCUGAGGACUGGCCUGACUGGAGUGAGCCUGAGGAGCCUGAAGACCAAGCUGUCAGCGUACAGAUCUGUCCUGCAGAGCCCCGGGAUGCUGCUGAGUCCCCACUGGCUAACGUGACUGGGGGGGAGACUCACGAGGACUCUGAGCUCAGCAGCUUAGAGAUGGAAGUAAACCCAGGAGGUGGAAUUACUGCUGCAAGAUCUGCUACCUCAGGGGAGCAAAAGGCCACUCCUCCUUUGCUCCCACUCCCUGACGACUCCAAGCCUUUGCAAUCAGGCCUACCCCACAAGACCAGUCUUGCACAAAGUGGGGAUGACCCAGACCAAACCAAGCCAGCAAAAGUGUUGUCACAGGAAAGACGCCUUAAGCUUCCCUCAGAACUUGGUUUAGGAGAGGAGUUUACCAUUCAAGUAAAAAGGAAGACAGUAAAGGAUCCUGAGUUGGAUUGGUUUGCAGAUAUGAUCCCAGAAAUUAAGCCUUCAGCUGCUAUACUUACUUUACCUGAACUGAGGACAGACAUGAUCGUUCCUAACAAGGACGAUGUCUCACCAAGGAUGCAGUUUUCCUCCAAAUUUGCUGCAGCAGAAAUUACUGAGGGAGAGUCUGAAGGCUGGGGAGAAGCAGGGGAGCUGAACUGGGAAGAUAAUAACUGGUGACAACCGGUGUGAGUUAAACUUUAGGAAAAAGGAUUCCUUAAAAAAAGAAUCAAACUAAUACCUCAGAAGCGGGCUCUGCAGACAUGAAAACCUAAAAGCGUCCUGUUUCUUCCGCACCAGGAGCUCUUUUGUCCAGUCUGUGCCAGCUGAAGUGUGAGCCUUCACGUGCUGGCUGCAAGCCCCGGCGCAGCGGAGGCUCCAGGGCUGGCCUCUGGGAGGAAUGGCCUGAGUGCGCUGGACUGAGGCCAGUUUCUCUGAAGAGCAAGGAGCUGUGGAAAGGCUGGAUUUACUGCUUUUUUCUAGGACAACUCAGAAGUAAAGAAAAUAAAUACAAAAAUUCAAGCUGAUUAGCUUAAUUUUGUGCCAUUUCCUUAACAGAAGAGUAAGCUCUAUUAUGAAAAACAGCCUACUGAAAAAGUUUUAGCUAUAAAGUAUAUAAAUGAUUUUAAAUGGAUAAAUUUUCCCUAGGCAGCUUAUUUAUUUCUUUACAGUUGUACUGUCUGAGUGAGCAGCCCUGUGGGCACCUGGGCAGUUAACGACUGUUCCACAUGUAUUACGUUGUACCAAAGUUCUUAAUGAGAAAUAUCCUCCACAAUCCUGUUCUCUAAAUGUCCAAUAAAGACUAUUUUCACUAGAUUCAACUUUA